AUGAGCCAAGCAACUGUCAAGCUGGUGGAAAAGAUGCUUGUUUUGGGUGAAGAAUUGGAUUCAAUUAUAGAGGUUGGAGGACAUCUGCGGAGGGAGUUCAGAACAGUUUAUUUCAAAGCCAUCAACUUUAUGUAUAAGCAUGAGUUGAUUGCUGUUGAAAAUUUGCAGUCUUUGUUUGACAAGAAUAAUCUGGAAUAUGCUGCAUCCCAGAUGAAAUCACUGCAUGAUUGGUAUCACAACCCAUAUGGACGUAAUAACGAGAAGUUCUGGUAUCCCACAGUCACAGAAGGUGGAUACAACCGCUGGUAUAUGUCAGAUUUUACAAACUUAUUCAGAGAACCUGAUAAUUAUUACAAGGAAAGAACCACUGCUUUGGAAACUAUUCAGCCAGAUAUUCAAGAGGCACUCAAAAUCUUCAAAUUAUCAAAGAAGAAUUUAACAAAACAAGUUAUGGAUGUGGACCAAGAUUUGAUCAAGGAUCUCAAGCUGCUAAACUUCAGCAAACAGCUUAUCACAGAAGUAGACAAGUUUAGGACUUACAUAUCUCAGAAUCACCACUUAUUCCCUGAUGGUGAUUUGGCAGCAAGCACAAUCAAGGUUAAAAGUCAUGCAAGAACAAAUUUGUUUGAACUGGAUCAAUUCUCAAAACAUGUUGACAGAAUGGUUGAUGAGCAUGCCAAGACUGUCUCUGCUAUUCUCCAAGUAGAAACUAUUGAUGACUAUUUUUUUCAGCACCACAUGGAAGAAACGAUUGAAUCCUUUCGAGAACUCAGGUCGUAUAAGAAGAUUGCUAGAAGGUCGGGCCAAUGUAGAACAGCCCAUGAUAAGGCUGAAGGAGGAUUCAAGAACAAGUCUGCAGUUCAAGAUGAGACAAAAAAGCCAACCUCGAGUCUUCAGUCACACUAUCACCAGACAAACCAGGAAUCUCAAAAUCUGAAAGAAUAUAGCAGUCCAGUUUUUACAGCCGUAGAAUUACAUUCGGUUGAAGAUGAAUCAAACACAUCACAGUCCCCAAAAGACACUUCCAAACAAUCCUCCAACGGCCAUUCAGUUAUAAGUCCCCCGAACGCCUCAACUUCGCUCUACGAUUCAAAACCACAGGUCGCCGAUAUCCCGCCGACACCCUCUUCCGGAGAUCACAUCAAGCCGGACUUCGACGAUGGGAAGGAGCAGAGCACGAUUGUCAUACGCGAUAUUCUUAUCGCCAUCUCAAUCCUGGCACUAUCCCUGCUUUUCCUCGGCAUUAUGUGGCUCGCACUGAUAGUGUUCCGUCCUAUGAUCAGAUCAUCCCGGAUGAGGUUUGAUCCGCGAUACCGGUUCAAAAGAAACAAAAAAACGGAUGAUCCGCCGCAAUGGUGGACUCAGUUUCACAUAAACUCACAACGGUCAGAAGGUGGGGUUUGGUCUGACACCAGAAAUCUCGCUGAACGCUCGAAUCCAGCUGGAUCUACAUUUGGACCAACAAACGGAAUGAUAACCGAAUCCAAACCCUGGCAUGUCAGCGAGGUUGUGCCCACAGAAUUCCCCGAAACGUAUGAAGUGUUGAACGACCCCGAAAGUCAGUGGGAACCGGAGAAUACUAGGAUCCACGAGAAACACGUCCCGCAAAGUCGACUCGAGACCUGGCUGAGAGGGAAUGAUGAAAUGAGGGGAAGGCUGUUCUCAGCUACCGUGGUCUGGCAUAAGGACCCAAGCCUCUUCUCGAAAAAAGAACCCACCCUGGUGCCGGGAUUACCUUCGCUGGGACCUUCCGACUCGGCUUCUAGAUUCUGA
Messenger RNA from Puccinia triticina, 1773 nucleotides. RefSeq lists its product as uncharacterized. The transcript is spliced from 7 exons. The record is from RefSeq and is a predicted model, not a curated record. NCBI's taxonomy places the organism in Eukaryota, Fungi, Basidiomycota, Pucciniomycetes, Pucciniales, Pucciniaceae. Bases 1 to 1773 code for a protein of 590 amino acids.